This is a messenger RNA of Metarhizium acridum CQMa 102, 3651 nucleotides long. Lineage: Eukaryota; Fungi; Ascomycota; Sordariomycetes; Hypocreales; Clavicipitaceae. The record is from RefSeq and is a predicted model, not a curated record.
AUGGUGAAGCUCAACUUACUCAGCGUGGUCGGGGCCUCCCACUGCAGAGUGGACAUGCAUGAGGCAGCAAGAGCUGCAUUGUCGUCCCCAGGCGACUCGGAUGAAUCCAUAACCAUCGCACCCAUUCCGUGCCAUACAUCUACGAGUCCCAACAACCGCGACUAUGAAGAAAGGAAAAACAGCAGGGCGGAAUCAAGUCUCAAAUCCUUUAUUCGAGUCUUCCGGUACAAUGACACGCGGGGAUGGAUUUUGAAUGCCAUCGCCUUUUUGGCCAUGAUUGGCGCUGGUACUGCCCUGCCGCUCAUGGAUGUCGUUUUCGGCGGCUUUGUCAAUGUCUUUAAUAAUUUUGUCACUGGAAAGCUUUCACCCGCCGAGUACAUGGAUGAGGUCGGCCAUUAUACGUACGCAUUGCUCUUUGAAUGGCCUCGCGUCGUCCACACAUGGCUAACCAAACGUGGCGAAAGACUGUAUUUUGUGUACAUUUUUAUCGGGAGAUUCUCACUGAUAUACACAUGGACGAUGCUGGUCAACAUCACAGCUAUCCGCACAACUAAAAACCUACGGGUCGACUUUGUUCGCCAAAUUUUGCGUCAGGAGAUAUCCUUUUUUGAUACUCCCUUGCUAUCUGUAUCAGGACAGGUAACUAUCAAUGGGAAUCUCAUCUACUAUGGCAUCUCUGAGAAACUGGGAUUAGUUAUUCAGGCACUUUCGAUGCUCAUUUCCGCAUUCAUCGUAGCUUUCGUUGUGCAGUGGAAGCUAACGUUGAUCACUUUGGCCAUUGUACCAGUCAACACUAUAGUCAUGCUUGUAUGCAUUUAUUUUGAUGCCAAGUAUGAGUAUCAAAUGUUUGACAUCUAUGGCAAAUCUGGAUCUCUUGCCGAGGAGGCCUUCUCGACUAUUCGCACGGCUCAUGCAUUCUGGGCCUUCCCAAAGCUAGCUGCGAGAUUCCGUGAGAUUCUGAAAGAGGCCAGGCAAGUCGGUGAUAAGAAAUCUGUUAUAUAUGCAAUCUUAUUCCCCGUGGAGUUUUUUAGCAUCACCGCCGGCUAUGCGCUGGCAUUUUGGCAGGGUAUGCGAAUGUACUCGAGUGGUGAGAUCCAGAGCCCUGGGACUGUGGUAACGGUUAUUUUUGCAGUGUUGGUUGCAGCCCAGGCUCUGACGCAAAUCGCACCGCAAAUGAUCGCUAUAUCGAAAGCCAUGGCCGCUGCACAAGACUUGUUUUCUACCAUCGAUAGAAAAUCCUCCAUUGACUCACUUUCGGAUGAGGGGAUUAAAAUUCAAAACUUCCAAGGCAAUGUUGAAAUUCGAGCGCUUUGCUUCUCAUACCCGUCGCGACCAAGUGUCCCUGUUCUGGAUAAUCUUGGCCUGGAUUUCCCUUCGGGCAGGACAACGGCCAUAGUGGGUGCCAGUGGCUCUGGGAAAAGCACAAUAUUUGGACUUUUGGAGCGCUGGUACCCGUAUUCGAGCGGCGAAAUAACGCUAGACGGACAAAGGCUUGAAGACAUCAACUUGCGGUGGCUAAGAACCAAUAUUCGCCUUAUCCAGCAAGAGCCCACGCUAUUUAGUGGUACCAUAUAUCAGAAUGUCGUGGAUGGCCUCUGCGGUACUGACCAUGAUAGUCUGCCUGAUGAGGAUAAGAGAAAUCUUGUCAUCGAGGCGUGCAAGUCUGCCUUUAUACAUGAUUUUAUCCAGGACCUUCCUAGCGGGUACGAGACUUGGAUUGGAGAAAGAGGCGCCUCAUUAUCCGGCGGUCAAAAACAACGCAUUGUUAUUGCCCGUACUAUUAUAUCCGACCCAAAAGUCUUGCUCCUGGACGAAGCAACCAGCGCGCUGGAUCCAAGCUCGGAGAAGAUCGUGCAAGCAGCACUGAAUACCAAAGGCAAAAUGAUAGAACGGGGCACCCAUGCUGAGCUGAUUGAGCUUGGGGGCGUCUAUGCCAGACUCGUCAGAGCGCAAGACCUCGGGCAAUCGUCAGACCAGAUUGAAGAAGCCCCUGAUGAUGGACAGCAUAAAGCUAUGGCUGGCAAAGAGUUGACGCAAAUCUCUACAACGACAAAUCACAACAAGAGCUCUACAGAGCCUACCGAUCGACAUGCCUUGCUCCAUGGACUUUUCUUGGUCCUAAAGGAGCAACGAGCAUUGUGGUGGCCCGCACUUGUGAUUUUUCUAAGUUGUAUGGCCGGAGGGAUUACUUACCCAGCUAUGGCAGUCUUGGUUUCCAAGUCGUUGGAAGCAUAUGAAACAACCGACGUGACCAAGGCCAACUUCUUCGCCUUGAUGUUUUUUGUUGUCGCACUUGGAAACCUGGUUCUGUACGCUGCCACCGGCUGGCUCUCAAAUGUCGUUGCUCAAUCAAUCUCAUCUCUAGCUGCAUUCUCGCCAUUGCGAUCGGGCUACUUACGUAUUCGCCUCGAAUCAAAGUUUGAACAAGACACCGUCGAGCGGUUCGCAACUAGCAGCGCUAUAGCUGCUGAAGCGGUCAUGGCCAUUCGUACCGUAUCCUCACUGGCUCUUGAAUGGACAAUUAUCCAGCGGUAUCAAAAAGGCCUCGAGGGCAUCGCACGCCAUUCCAUCGGUAGCCUUGGCUACAAGAUGCUUUUCUACUCGCUGAGUCAGUCAGUGUCCAUGCUUGCAAUGGGCCUCGGUUUCUGGUACGGCGGAAAGCUCGUUUCAACCGGCGAGUAUACAUCAAGCCAGUUCUAUAUUGUGUACCUGGCAGUCAUCUUCUCCGGCGAAGCGGCUGCCAUCUUGUUUCAGCACACAACCAGUAUUUCCAAGGCUGGUACGGCGAUCAACUACAUCUUCAAAUUGCGGCGAGACCGCAUCAUGUUUGACGACGAGCCUGGUCCGGACUUUCCGCCCCAUGCUGCUAUUGAGACUUUGCGCGACGAAAAGGGCUUGGAGGUGGCCUUUGAUGACGUGCAUUUUUCCUAUCCCCUUCGGCCAAAGCAAAAAGUUCUCCGUGGCGUCAAUAUCAAGAUUAAAUCCGGCACCAUGGUAGCUUUCGUUGGGGCCUCUGGGUGUGGAAAAUCUACACUUGUAGGACUGCUCCAGCGCUUCUAUGACCCUACAACCGGCAUACUGUGGGCAGGCCAUCGAGACAUCAAAACUCUUCAUCGACGUACCUACCGCCGGGAUAUGGCGCUGGUCCAACAAGAGCCCGUCUUGUACCAAGGAUCUAUCCGGGAAAAUAUCACGCUCGGGAUCGAGCAAGGUGACCGUGACCCUACCGAGACGCAGAUCAUGGAAGUAUGCCAGAGCGCGAAUAUAUGGGACUUUGUCUUGUCCCUCCCAGACGGGCUUGAAACACCUUGCGGAAAUCAGGGAUUCGCUUUAUCGGGAGGGCAGAGGCAGCGUAUCGCGAUUGCCAGGGCUCUUAUUCGUAAACCUCAAUUAUUGCUUCUUGAUGAAGCGACGAGUGCGUUGGAUACAGAGUCUGAAAGGGUGGUAAAGGCAGCACUAGAUCGCGCAGCAGCAGGGAGAACGACAAUUGCGGUUGCACACCGUCUCAGUACAAUCAAAGAUGCUGAUAAUAUCAUCGUUGUGUCUAGGGGAAGUAUAGUCGAGUCGGGAACCCACGAUGAGCUGUUGCGUAAAAAAGGCGUGUAUCACGAAAUGGUAUUGGGACAGUCACUAGAUAGAGAAGUGGGAUGA